Eimeria mitis is the source of this 7347-nucleotide messenger RNA. Its product is annotated as subtilisin-like protease, putative. The transcript is spliced from 20 exons. The coding region runs from base 1 to 7347 and encodes 2448 amino acids. NCBI's taxonomy places the organism in Eukaryota, Apicomplexa, Conoidasida, Eucoccidiorida, Eimeriidae. The record is from RefSeq and is a predicted model, not a curated record.
AUGUCUGGGGUGCGUGUGCAACGCCUUAUGCGACUUAUUGACGAGUCGCGCCCGUUCCAGCAGGGAUCGGAUGGGCAUGCAGCCAUACGAAAGCUAGAAAUGGCAUAUCAUGAAAUAUGCUUACUGGCAGAAACAUCGCUUAUGGAGCUCAACGCCGGGAAAACUAGCAGGGAAAAAUGUUGCCCAGUGCAGAGCCUCAUUCGUGUAUUGCUUUUGCACUGCCACCAGCUGUUCGAUCAAGUCGGAAUUCGGUCCCCACGGACAGAGGCAUAUGGGCUCCUUCUCCGGGCUUACUUGCAGACGAAACAAGCGCAGCGUGCAGCUGCUAAAGGGGUAAUGGCUGUAGAUCAACACGUAGAGGCGCUUAGUUUUGUCGAAAAGGCACUUGCGAUUGCGGAUGAAGUGACGCAUUUCUACUGUUGUCGAAGUGCGAUUGCAGACCUCAAGAAGCGCGUGUCCCAUCAAAACCUUCAGGAAGAGCUGUCAAAAGUCCCCAGGCUAUGGCUGCGCCAGCAGAUGGAGGCCAAGGCCAUCGAAGAUGCUAUGCAACUCUGUGUUGAGGCCAAGGCCACCCACGGGCACUCACCGCAGUGGGAUAAGCACCACUACAUUUUGCAGCGCAAGCUAGCCAUGAUUCGUGGUGGGCUGGGAGGAAGGCAGGAUGCGAGUGGACCAAUCCCAACAAAAGCGGAAUUCCCACACUGGGCAAGCACGGUGGAAACGGCAAUCUCAGCAGGCCGACUUGCUGUGAAAACAGCGCAGGCAGCUGGGUCAGUUGGAUCGCAAAGGGAGAAUGCAGCAGGUCUUAAGGGAGAGUCCAUGUGUAAUGAACUGUUAAAAGCAUGGUCAAUUUUGGAUCCGCAACUGCCACAAGUUGUUCGGAACGCGUUUAUCACCAGGGGAACGCUGGAAGAGGUUGACGAUCACAUCUGCAGUUUGCAAAAAUCCGUCGAGCCUGCUCGAACAGUUGGGGAAAACGAGCACUUCGCAGGUUACUUAGUAGUAAAGGCAGCCCUGGCACAAAGAUUUUUCCCCUUGGCUAGAGUUAUGACGAAAGCUUUGGAGAGGUGGCAAGCUGGAACUACGAGCGCGGCUGUGCUACAACGGAUGUUAGAGAUAGAGACGGAGUUACGUCUGCGCGAAUUUCUUUGUGAACUCCGCCAGCAGGAAGGUACAAGCUUUUCUGCUCCCUCUGGUUUUUCUCUGCUCUCUUCCUCGGCUCGCGAGCCAUGUCCAAUACGCGAUCUCCGAGUGCAGGCGGUCCGUCGCCUGGACGAAUGCCUGACUGCUAUGGCUCAUUUUAAAAACCCAGUAUUGGCAACUAGUUGUGUUGUGGAGAGUGAACCAAGCCGGCUGGCGGAUUUGCGGCCGCUGAGUUUAUCCCUAGAACAAAUGGCCCAUGAAGUCAGUCAACUAACUCUGCCAGUGGAAAAUUCCAGCCCCGUGGAGCAGAUCCAGAACAUUGCGUUGCGUGGAAGGCACGAGCACAAUAUUGCCAAGAUAAUUGGUAGCGCCGAAGACCUUCGCAGAAGAGCGUUCCAGAUGUUGGCCGACGAAGAGAGCAAAAUUUGCAGCCGUCAGCUUCGAGCAGAGCCACAAGGCACAAGCAAGCGAGCGGCUGGUUCACAACAACAAAGUAGGGCUUCUCUAUAUCGGAAACCAAUGCUUUCCUUGAGGGGAGAGAGCACGAUUAAAAAGAUAAUAGCAUCGUACGGGCAUUUAGUAAGCCGUGCGCGAGUACUGGGGGAUGAUCGAGCCACAGCGAGGGCUGCAACUGCGAUUCUUUCCAUGAUCCACGGGACUGAGAAGUGUUUAGAUCCAGCAGCAUUCAAUAACGAGGUGUACGACACGACGCCGCCAGUUGAUUUACGCGUACGGCUGAGGCCGCCGUUUGAAAUUGAGGUGGCCGUGCACGUCAUUGAGGCUGCUUACGCACUGGCGCUAUGUUGCAGCAAGUUGAAGACGCCGGGCACUCCGGGGAAUGCAGAAGUGAUUACCGUGGGGCCCGCCUUUGAAGACAGUGAUCUUCAAGAAGAGCAGCCCUUGCUUUCAAAGGGAAGCGGUAGUGGUUCAACUAUGAAGUCCGGCGAUAGUGCGCUAGCAGAGGAGCAGCGAGCCCACAAUCUACUUUUGUUUGGGGCAAGGCUCAGGGACGGAAGUAUGUGGGCAAUACGCCACCUACUGCAAGCCUGCGAAUACGGGAAGGAAGCUAAUUGCGUGCCGCUCCUUCUUUUUGCUGCAAGGGCACUGUGGAACGCUGCUGCGCCAGUAAUUGGCGAUGAGAAUAAUGGGGACCAGGCUUAUUUGGCUGUAAAGACCGCUCUAUACACGAUCCCCACCAGCUGCCGCCCUGCUGCGACAACUCUGAUAACUCGCAUGUGCAUGGGACUCCUUUGGUCCCUUCCUUACUGCAGGAAGUGGGAUGAACUCUUCCGCACCGCCGAAGCUGCAAUGCUUCUGGUGCCCAAAGUGCUGCACACUCCCCUGAUGAAGCUUCAGAUCCUCGCUCUGACGCGCACAGAAACGCCUAAUUUGUUCCCUACAGUAUGCAGCCUGGCCAGAAGCGAACCUUCGAGCGAGGCUGACUUGUUACAUUGUUUUGCUCGGCUUGCUCAAAAGACUCCUGGCCUUACAUCCGUGGUAAUGGAAGCUUACGAGGGGGCUUCCAGUUUAUUUGAGGUUGACAAGGACCCGCAUGGGAUUGUCGUUCACUUGGAAGUUGCAGAGUGGCUCCUUAGCACGCGACGCUCUUGGGCGAAGGCCAGUUCACAUAUUCGUGCUGCGUUGGAACUGCUUAAGAGAAUUGAAUGCCAACAAGAGGAUCGGCUACCAUGGGAGUGCUCAGGGGCAGAAAAUGGCGGUCAAACGGACUCAGCAACGUGCUCAACGAGCCUCAUGAGUCUUAAUGGCACUGUAAUCAGACUUGACCAUCUGCUUCUACUGCAAGCGCAAGCACUCAAGCUUUUCUAUUCUCCAGAUACAUCCGAGACUGCUGAUGCGAUGCGACAAAUUGUGACUCUGUCUUCUCAAAUGCUUGAGGCGCCGGCGCGAAGCGCCUCGGAAAAGACGAGAGAUCAAGAUAUAGCAGCUGGAGAGGGGCUAACUAAAAGUGUGGGGUCUUCUGGAGAACAAAAGGAGCGGGCGAAUCAGCAACUUGAUCCUUGGGCGUCAGCCAGUCUAUACGACCCGAUUCGUCUCGGGGAGUUUGGCUCGCGGGACAAUCGCUUAGGCGCUGCAGAUGGCACUUGCCUCAACAACUCGAAUGUGGGGAAAAGUGGGGAUAGAGGAGGCCUGGGUUCUCUUCUGACGUCUCGAAUGCACAGGAAUGCUGGGACGAUCCGGGAUAUCUUGCUUUGGUCCACAAGCCUCACUCUAGCAUUUCGGAUUUUAAACAAAACCGAGGCCCACUUAUUUGAGCUAGGAUUGGAAACUUGGGCCCUGCGGCUCACGCGUUUACGCGCAAAGAUUGCAGAGGCAUUCCUUUUGCUUUCAUUGCAGUCAAAUAGCUCUACCUCUACUGAUAAUGGAUUUGGGACAAUGCAUCCGGCAAUUUCGCUUCUCGAGGCAUCGUUCAACAUACAAGUCUUCCGGGGGGCCGUAGCGUGUCGGUUUUUAGACGAGGCGCAGAAACUACAACCUUUUUUCUCUCCGUCAGCGCUUCGCGCGUGGCUAGGGGCCCUUGGCCCGGCAACUGAAGCGGGUGAAGGCUUUUCAACAGCGAUGGGCCGACAAGCUUGUUGCUUCUCCGUUGUGACUCUUCACCCCUCACUCUACUUACCAAGCCCGCAGGUUUUGAAAGAUUGCAAUCCCAAUCUAUAUGCCCGACAGACAGCUAUGCUGGCGAUGUCUCGUUUUCGCCAAGGCGAUGUUGAUAGCUCGCUGCAGCUGCUCGACACAGUUACAAGCUUGCAAAACUUUCCCCAACUUGAGCUUCCAGUAGGCCUUGACGUUGCAGACUCUCUGUGGAAAAUACAUGCUGCCAAGGGAACUAUUUCAAAGGCCCUCCCUGUGAUGAAGCAGAUUGAAGCGACCCUGAGCGAGCUCGCCUCCGCCACAGCUACUGGCAUUAAUUUCGAGAAAGGCGCCACAAUCGUGUCCCGUGUUUCCUCUUCGCACUGGGGAUCCCAACAGACUGCUGCCUCUACUACGACUCGGAUCGAAAAAGGAGGCAAAGCAAGUUGCAGUUCAAAUCGGAUGCACCAAUCUCGAUAUGGCAGAGGAGCUGCCACUGCGGAGGUGCCUCAAUGGCCGUUAAGUCUCACAGUAUGGAAACACCGUCUUAAGGGAUUAGAGGCGGAUCAUUUCUUUUCAUUGCACUGCCUUGGUUGGACCGCAGAAGGAGGCAGUUUGCACAUUCAUUGGAAGCGGACAUUUCUUGAGGCUGUGAAUCUGCUGUCCAGUUUGCUCGACCGGACUGAAGGUCUCGGUGUCCCACUGAAACCUUUGAGAGUUUGUGCCUCCAGCUGUCUUCGUGGAGCUCGUUUCUUGAUGGCAGCGAUGCGGUUUCUUUGGGCAGACGAAAAGAACUUCUCCGCGUAUCACUGGGAAAGGCGUGAACGUCCACUUGCUGUCUCUCCUAAUCCUAGUGGUCCACCACUUGUGACCCCAGCUGACCUGCACGAAUGCUCUGAGGCGCUUCACCGAGUUCUCGCAGGACUUGAUCUGGAAGCAAGAGCCGUUCUGGACUUUGUUACUCACGGCAACAAAUACUACCUCACCCAUCAAUCUGCCUUAGCGUGGGCUGAUAUGAUUGCCCUCGCUAGCGCCCAGCUGCUUUGCUUUCGUCAUCAACUUCAGUUAGUGACGCUGGAAUUUUGGAGAGCGGACAUACACCAAGUUCUUGAGGGAUCUCAACGACUAUUUGUAGGGACUAGCGGGGUUGGUGCCUCCUCAGCAGCUUCCAACUUUAUCCACGCAAAAUCUUCUGCAGAUGAAAGGCGCCGUGCGCUGCAACAGUGGCUGUAUGAGAGCCAGUAUGAAGACGCAGUUUCGUCUUCCCAGAUGAAAUCUCAGCAGCAGUGGCUUGAGCGCGCCGUCCAGGAACUUGAAGCCAUGCGAACUGUUGGGCUCUGUCGUCGCCAAACUGACAAGAAAUACAACUGUAGCGAAAUCUGGGGCAAGUCCCUGCUGGAUGUUCUGUGGGCUUGCCAAUGUGCGAUGUUGAGGCAUCAGCAGUCUCUUCUACAAGCACGUCAAAGAAUAAUUGAACAGGGCAGAGAACUUCACGACCUGUGCCCCUGGAUACAGGAUGAGACAGAGCCGCAGGAGAACCGGGAGUUCUGGAUAGAAGAUAUCCGAAGCGCUGCGGACAAAACUCCUAAAGGACAGCAGAGGUCAUUGAAUUAUCUGGCUUCUGCCUGGGCAAGAGACCCUCGAGAGGGUCGCUGUGAUUGUAUUGCCUCGCCGGAGUUAGAGCAGACGUUCCUAUCUUGUAUUGUCAGCGGCCAUCUAACUGAGGCCACUUUCCUCGGUGAGGAGCUAAUAACCAACGUUUUCGGCAACGGAAAUUUAGAACAGCUGGAUCGCGGCUUCGCAACCAUUGUCACUUUGCAGGCAGCGCAAGUUGCUCAGGCUUCAAGGUUGCUGCAGCUGCAGUUUACGAGUCCGCAUAUGGCCGAAAGCGUUGCCACACAAGAGCUCCGGAUUUUGGAGGAAUCUUGGAGAGAAGCAGGCGCUGUUCCCCAAAUGCAAGUUAUCAGAAGGAUGCUCGAUUCUCGCGUCGGUUUCAUGCAAAUGGCAAACCUUUCCGAUUUGGCACCUUCGACUGUUCUAAAUUCCUGGUUACCGCGCAACAUUUGCGUAGCGUGCCUCCAUUGCGCAAAGGGUUUUGUCUUCUUUGCCGCGGCGUGCCCGGUGGCUCCGUCUGAUGGGUGUCCGGCUCCAUGGCGCUUCUUUUUGCAGCGACGUGCACUCCCAGAGUGCUUGCUGCUGAACACCGAUGAUGCUCCCGUUGUAAUCCAGGACCCAGUCGGCAACAAAGAUAUCCCUAAUACGUCGUCCGCAUCUUCGUUCACUUACCCUGAUCAGGUUUACGCUGUACUAGAGGACCUUUUUGAAGAACUUGCUGCACAGAUGCUGUAUUGGUCUUUGGCAGCAAUCCUCAACCAAGGGCAGUCAGCUACCCUCGGAGAGCCAAGGAGCCACCUGUUACUACUGCCUGACAUUAGGUUGUCGCACUUCCCUUUUGAGCGUUUGCCGACGCUGAACAGGCUCUUUGGCCACCGCAUAACGAGAGAUUUUAGCUUGCACAUGUUCGCCCGCCGGAUGCAACAUCAUGAAGCUGUCCCUGCUGCUUCGCAGCCAAGAAAGACUGUAGCCGAAAUGCAUACCGGAUUCGCUCGGGAGUCACUGCUGUUGUUGCCAGAGUCUACAACGUAUCCGAACCUCCAAAAUGUGGCAGACAAUGAACACGAGCCUGGAGCAGAAGAAGAUCAAUCCGAUAUGCCGUUCGCUGACGACGAGCCACGAACUGCUACAGAACUCGAAAGUCCUCACGCUUCCCUGUCUAAGACAGUUAUUUCACCUCUUCUUACACCGCCGAGCUAUUCCAGCAGUGAUUGGCGCCUUGCUGUCGUUGCCGAGCUAGGGGCAUCCAAGAGGUCUGCAUCGGCGGAUGCAAUUCCAGGGGUGCCACCGGCCACUAGCUUUGUUCCCGAGCUGCUCUGCUCCAAAUCGCCCCAGGUGGCCUGGAUUCCGUCGGUGGACCGAAUGGUCCGGAAUUGCGAAGACCUCAAUUAUGCGUUUGCUGGGAUGAAUUUGACACAUAUUUCCCUUCUUGGCCUCGUAUCAAUGAGGUGCGAACGGCCACAACCAGAAAAUGGCACAUGCGUAGGCCGCCGCUCAGACUAUACCCUUUACUGUCAAGAACAAAAAGUACUCGGACUUUCCAAGGGAACCGAAACUAUUCUCAUGCUCAGUGUCAGAGUUGCGCAAGUGCGUUUGCGCUUUUGCACUUCGUUAGGAGUAGGGACGAUUGCUGCUGUAGACGAAAUUCUGACGGAUCAACAGAAGGUGGACCUAACAAAGAGAUUUUUAACGGAGGUGGCAGGUGCUCAGACACAAAUUUGUUCUGCGUUGGAGUCGCUCUCCAGUUCGUCUGUGGAAGGGGGGCGAACGCGCUUCUCAACGAAACGGAAUCUACGACACAAAAUAGAACAAACGGCUCACGAGCGCUUCACCUCUUCUGAACUUCCCGAUAGCAAGUUCGGUGCCGAUGGCUCGAAAAAGGAGGCUGUGGCGAGAGGCAUGCGAAUCUACGGACUUCCGUGGAUCAGCCGUUUAGCAUCUCAAAAGAGCAUUUCAAAGGCGGAACUCCAAAAGGUUCCCGCCCAGCGGGGUCGUAAAUAG